CCUAGGUGAGGAUGGAUGGGGUGUCUUCAUGGCAUCAACUUACAAGCCAUAAGGUGGUACACCCUGAAAUCCAAACCAGGAAAGAAGGAUAAAGAGCGAGGAGAAAUCGAGGUUGACAUCCAAUUUAUGAGAAACAACAUGACUGCUAGCAUGUUUGACCUGUCCGUGAAAGACAAGUCUCGGAAUCCAUUUGGGAAACUGAAGGACAAGAUCAGGGGGAAGAAUAAGGACAGUGCAUCAGACACCGCUUCAGCCAUCCUCCCCAGCACAUCACCCUCUGUCGACAGCGACGAUGAGUCGCCUUCGAAAGACAAGAAAAAGAAGUCAAAGAUCAAGACCUUGUUUUCCAAGUCUAACUUGCAGAAAACACCACUUUCCCAGUCCAUGUCUGUCCUGCCUACUCCAAAGUCAGACAAAGUGCUGCUGCGUCCUGGGGAGUUUCAGUCCCGGUGGGAGGAUGAUGACGAGGAUGAGUCCUCCUCUGCCUCGGACAUCAUGUCUCACAAGAGAACAGCAAGCGCAGAUCCUAAGCAACUGAACCAGGUCAACCUCACCCUUCCCAAGAAGGAAGGGCUCUCUUUUCUUGGCGGCCUUCGGUCCAAGAACGACUCGCUCUCCCGCUCUAAUGUCUGUAUCAACGGGAACCAUGUUUACGUGGAGCAGCCAGAAGGCAAGGCUGAGGCGAAGGACAGCACCUCCUCUUCCCCAUCCCCUCAGGGCUUCAGGAAGAAGCAUUUGUUCUCCUCGACAGAAAACCUGUCUCCUCGGUCCUGGAAGGAACCUGGGGAAGGGAGCGCCGUGUCUCCUGACAAGUGGCUCUCUGAGUCUUCCACAAAGAACUCUCCGAAAUCCACCACCCUGCCGCCCUCCUGGCCGCCGGUCAGCGGGGACAUGAGGGAAAACACAGCUCCAGCGAAGUUGGAGGCCGUGAAAGAAUCCAAAGAGAGCAAGAAGCAUGAGAACAAGAAGUCCUCUUUGCUCUCUCUGGUGACAGGAAAGAAGGAUGUGGCCAAGGGCAGUGAAGGCGAAAGCCCUGCUUCCACCCCUGGGAAGGAGCAGGAGGGCCCGCUGAGGGAGGACGGGCCGGGGCCUGCUGAGGGUCUUGGGAAGAGAUCUGAGAAGGAUACGAUGGCCGCCGUCUCCGGACGGGGAAAAUCCCUGAACCCCUUUGAAGAAGGGCGGAGCACAGAACCGGCAGCUGACCCAGAGCCCAAGUCUGAACGGACACCGCCUGUUACCUCUGCCAGGGCGCCCCAGACCAAAGCCGUGAAACCUCGACUGGAAGUGUCUCCAGAGGUUCAACCCACAGCCAGGCUUCCUCCUCCCCCUGACUCCCUUCCCUUUAUUUCUGCUCUUCCUUCCAGUCCCGCUCAGACACCUGUCUCUCCUGAGUCGGGGCGUGAGGCAGAGACACAGUCCUCAGAAUCUCCUUCUGUCUUCUCCGCUUUCUCCCCUCCCCUUGCAGCUCCCAUUUCCACAUCCACGCCUAUCACAAGCUGGCCUUCCACCGAGCAGGGCCAGGCUGGUGCUGAGGAACCGUCGGUGCCCCUUGACGCAGAGGUGCAAAAGGAGAGUUUAACACACGUUCCAAGCGCUGUUUCUUGUGCCCGGGGCUCACUUCCCAAACAGCCACCCACGGCGGUGUGGAAAGGGACGGAGGCGGCUCCAGCGGGGAAGACCAGUGAGACGGACACAGAGAAGGAUACCAGUGGCGAUGACUCAGCACAGUGUCCCCCGAAGCAGCCUGAAAUGGGGCAGCAAGAAGAACCUCCGAGGUUUCCCCCCAAAAAGCAACAAGACUAUCCCCCUGCAUCAGAAGGGGCCCGAGAAGUAACGUCGGCCCUUUCAGCGAGAAGCGGCAGGACGGGAGGCCCAGCUGGGAAGCCUCCAAUGGGGGUAAAGACAGACUUGGAGAGUCGGUCUGGGUUUUUUGAGGAGGACAGAGUGAGGGGUGGGGAAAUGACUGCCACAAUCAAACAGGCGGUACCCCCUCUUCGAAUGGGAGAACCGGUCCUCCCACUUCACUCCACCAUGCGAAGGCACGAAGAGAUGGGUCUAAAUGGCAGUGAGGGCCCGAAGAAGAUCAAGAAGCACGUGUCAUUUUCUGAGCAGCUGUUUAGGGAAGAGGAGGCGGAGAAGUCCCCUGGACUGGUCGGAGAGGACGAAAGUCAUCCCCAGGAGCUGGGGUGUGAAGGGGCUGCUGCCGGCGACGUGUGUGACACAGAGCCUGCUGAGUGUCCCCACGCAGAAGACUCCGAGGGGGAGGCUGUGACUGAGCCCCGGCCGCUGAAUUCCGGUGUGCCAGCUGCCAUGGCCCGUCCCCUGCUGCCCCCCUCCCACGAGGACAGUGACUCAGAAGGCCCAGGGAGUGAAGCCAGCUCGGGGCAAGGCAUGGAGGGAGACGAUACUCUUCUGGCUCAAAAUCAGAGCAAAGCCAGUGAUCACGAAGGCCUGUUGUCUGAUCCCCUGGGUGACCUUCAGUCUGCCUCAGAUGUUAAAUCUCCAGUCACGGCUGAUCUGGACUUAACCCUUCCUUCCAUUCCUGAAGUGACUUCAGAUGAUGAAAGAGUGGACGAGGUGGAAGAUGACAGGGAGGCAGCCAAGGUGGCAGCUAUGGGGGGAGGAGCUUCUUCCCGGAGCAGGUCACCUGCCCAUCCCGAGAAGGCGCCGGGUGGCGGGGCAGGUGGGUCGGCAGUGCCCGCAGACAGCCUGCGUGAGCUCAGGUCGGAAGCACCGGAAGCAGCUGUCAGGGCUUCUUCGGAGCACACCACAGCUUCAGGAAUUCUUAAACCAAGUCUUGGCAAGAGCUCACGCUUGGACACCCAGCAGCCAGGCCCUGGCGAUGGCGAGGAGGCAGAAGUGAUGGGAAAUGGGAGGUUAAGGCAGCCUCCUGCCCCGGCCCUGGACUCUCCUCCCUCCAGCCCCUCCUUUUCUGAGCCCUCUCCUGCCACACACUCUCCCCCUAGCUCCCCACACUCUGACACUCCCCACACCAGUACAGCAGAAUCUCAAAAAAAAGCAGCAGCAGAGGGCCUCCCUGGUAAAGUGGAAAAUUCUGGCAAGAGGAAGCCGCUUCUUCAGGCCUGGGUCUCACCCUCGGAGACACAUCCAGUCUCAGCUGGAACUGGGUCAGCCAAGCACAGACCUCAUCUUGUGAAGCCAAUGAACACGAGAGCCACCAAGAUUACUAACUCCAGCUUGGGAACUGCCACUAUCAUCAGUGAGAACUUGAUCAACGAAGCUAUUAUGAAGAAAUACACCCCCUCGGACCCUGCUUUUGCUUAUGCACAGCUCACCCAUGAUGAGCUGAUCCAGCUGGUCCUCAAACAGAAGGAAACAAUAAACAAGAAGGAGUUCCAGGUGCGUGAGCUGGAGGACUACAUCGACAACCUGCUCGUCAGGGUCAUGGAAGAAACCCCCAACAUCCUCCGAGUUCCGGCUCAGGUCGGCAAGAAGGCAGGGAAGAUGUGAAUGGCCAGCACAUGACACUGAGACUUUUUUACAGAGAGUGGAAGGGGGGGCGGGGAGAGAGAGAGAGAGAGAGAGAGAAACAUCAAUGUGAGAGAGAUACAUGGAUUGGUUGCCUCCUGCACACACCCUGACCAGGGCAGGGGAACCUGCAACUGAGGUACGUGCCCUUGACUGGAAUCGAACCUGGGACCCUUCAGUCUUCAGGCUGUUGCUCUAGCCACUGAGCCAAACCACCUAGGGCUCUUAAUCUUAAUGAAUAGUACCAGUUCAAAUUCUUCAGGUAAUAUCAUUGUUAGUAACCUAAUAUUGCAAUUAGAAUGUUUCUGUAUUACUCAUUUUUUCCUCCUGGUUGUGAUGGAAUCUCACCAAUCUUGACCUCUCUCCUGGGGGAGGAGUAUCACCGGCCAGUGGGGUGGGCAGGGAUGGCAGUACUAGCCGGCAUUAAAUUGGGAAUCUCUUCUUCGCAUGUUCUUGUUAUAUUGAGGUUAAGAGGCAAGAUUGCUGGCAGCAGAAUUCCUUUCAGGAUCAUGUUUGCUGCAACCUUAGUUAUAUUGGAGCACUUUAAUCUGAAGGAUGAUACUGUAACUUGAUUUAUCUGAUUAGUUUUUAACUACCUAUAGCUAUUGUAUUUAAUACUCUCCUACAGUACUGGGGACCACUGUAAACUUCUCAGAUGCCUUGUAUUUUUGUAGUGCUAUGACAUUUAUGUACAUACCUACAAAGAGAACUGUAUAUCCACUUGAACUCUGAAAAUGUACAUGUAUAUAUUUGUUCCACGACAUGUUUUUUACUUGAUAUAAAUGUGUUUUGACUGUGAUAACCCAAGUGCCCCCGGGGGGCAGGUGAGUGCUGAAUGGUUUCUCUUCUGAAGGGCUGGUGUGGAGACCUGCACUGUUCAGGAGGGGUUGGUUUGGAGGUUGCUGCUAGGACCUCGGUAUGUAUCUUGGUCGGUGUUUGAGAGGGGCACUGGGCGGAGGAGUGAAUUCCUGUGCUCUGAUAUGCCACUUGGGAACUCUGGAGAAUGAAGGACAAUUUACUUCAAGGGUGUCUGGUUUCUACCACUGCUGGGGAAAAAUUCAAUUGAUAGCAUUCCUGUCCCUCUCCAAAGUAGAUAGCCUGAAGGUCACUCGUUAAUGACUGUCCUUGAGGACUCUACUUGGAGGGAGAAUUUAUCUAAGAAAAGCUUUAACCUGCUCUGAGCCAUUAGCAGAGCAGUGGUGAGUUGGAGCACUGGACUCCGAUACCUGGCACAUGUCUGAAGGCCUGUGCCCAUCUCUACAGGACUGGGACCUGCCUCUAGCUGCUGUGAAUGCUACCCUACCUGACGGGCCCUGGGAAGAGGCUGUGCUCUGGAGCAGCAGGGGGCAGCUGCCUUCUUGGCCUUGCCUAGUUGCCUCCAGAGAGAACAGUCAGUACUUUAGGGAAGCAUCUGAUUAAAAGCAAACACCUUGCAAUGAAUUUCAGCUGGAGGUCAGCUCCAUGAAUAAGAUGUCAACUCUUUGCUUGGUUGUUUCAUAUCAUCUCAUUCCUUGGACUUUGACAGGUGUCCUGCCCUUCCCUUUUAUCCUUGCGUGUUAACCUCAUCAGGGUAGCAGACUGGAGAAGCAAGAAAGUGUGCCCUUUGCCAUGUGGAACAGCUGUUGACCUGAGUGGAAGGGUGUGUGCACAUAUGCAUGAACCAAUGCGAUACAUGUGUGUGGUUCCAGCUUUGCUAACAGUGGGAGCUCAAAAGGGCAUCAAGGGAGGAAGGUCCAUGUCACUCAGCCACAAACUGUAUUGAAGGCCAGAGGCUAUUUAAUGUUAAAUUAUGCAGGAUCUUUCCUCACUGGGUCCCUCUCCCAGUUGACUCUUUUUUCUUUUUUUAGAACUACAAAUAAAUAAUCGCUCAAGGCUGAAAGAUUAAUAGUCUUAGGUGGAGAACAUAAUCUAGUAUCCAUGCCAACCUCAACCCUGCGGUUUCUCGGUAUCUGUUAUGUGAGCUACAAACCUGACCUCUUCCUCCCUCCGACUCUUGAAGGAUCGUCCAGUGUUUUUGGAUUAUAGAGUUAUUUCCUGCUUUGUUACUUUGGGAAUUUUGAAUCUUCUGAUUUUGUUUGUAAGAAGUAACCUAAAAUUUCCUACAACACUAAAUAAAAUGGUACUACCUGUCAAA
This is a messenger RNA of Myotis lucifugus (little brown bat), 5623 nucleotides long. It is a transcript of the gene RAB11FIP1, whose product is annotated as RAB11 family interacting protein 1. The record is from RefSeq and is a predicted model, not a curated record. The coding region runs from base 16 to 3471 and encodes 1151 amino acids. The transcript is spliced from 7 exons. Gene Ontology annotation, molecular function: small GTPase binding. Gene Ontology annotation, cellular component: intracellular membrane-bounded organelle. NCBI's taxonomy places the organism in Eukaryota, Metazoa, Chordata, Mammalia, Chiroptera, Vespertilionidae. Gene Ontology annotation, biological process: regulated exocytosis.